Messenger RNA from Amphiprion ocellaris (clown anemonefish), 4260 nucleotides. RefSeq names its product MSL complex subunit 2b (gene msl2b). The coding region runs from base 1138 to 2961 and encodes 607 amino acids. Gene Ontology annotation, molecular function: ubiquitin protein ligase activity. The transcript has 3 exons. NCBI's taxonomy places the organism in Eukaryota, Metazoa, Chordata, Actinopteri, Pomacentridae. Gene Ontology annotation, cellular component: MSL complex. The record is from RefSeq and is a predicted model, not a curated record.
UUGUGUGUGGAGAAGCUUCGGGAGGUUUGACUCCGCGGCUAGCGAUAGCAACGUACACAAAUACGGGAGUAAUCCACUUCGGGCCUCUGCUGACUCUCCGGGACUCUACCGAAAGCUGCAGGAGGACAUAAUUUCCGCUAAACCCUCCGUUUCCCGCUACGUUCCCGCCGAGGCGAGUACCGACAGCGACACACUCCCGCUAAUCCCGUGAAGAGGGGGAGCGGCCUGCUUUUGUAGCCGGCUUCCCGGUGCAGCUCAGGCGGCUAGCCCUGUCACCAGAGCCCGGUGCUUCCGCUGGAUGAAUUUUCCCCACCGCGCCAGAACCUUGGGAGCUUCGAAAUUGUUAUUAUUUUAACAGCCGCGGCUCCUCUUUUACACAUUCCCAUCCUCGCCGAGCCGCUGCUGUCGGCGGUUCUCGCCGGAGAGGAGCCUCCGGAGCCGGGGCGGCCUGUUUUGUUUUCGAGCCGCCAUGAAUCUCUGCGAACAAUAACAACCAUAACGAGCCUGCUGGGGCUGCACCGCUGCCCGGACAGGAGCCCCGGUGCGUGAUAAUUAAUGCAUCGUGUGAGAGCAGCUCCGGACCGACGUGAAGAACCGGGGACGAGCAUGCAUGCGGACUAUGGAUUUAUCUCGGGAAAACUGCUGCAAACCGGAGCACUUUGUCACGAAAGCCCCCGUUUGAAUUCGGGAGCUGUCGCCAGUUAGCCAGCUGUGAGUCCCGUUAAAAAAAGCAGAGAAAGAGCGAUGCUUUGUCUCAUCGGAACCCCCGCAUGGUGUGAACCGAGCCGGAUGAAGACCCGUUUCUGCGCCCCUCGGUGCCUGUGAAUGCGGGCAACAGCCUCGGAUCAAAGCUCGCAGCGCCUUCAGAGCCGGGACGCCGCACGGAGGAUGGACUGGAUGUGACCGGGGAUGAGUAGCCGGGAUCGCUCCGUGAGCAUGCGGGAUUCACCGAUCUGAAGCGUCCAUCUAUGCCCUCCUCAGAGCCGCCGGACUCCCGGGAUAGAAACUGUCAUUUAACCCCACGCAGCGCGGGAGUUCGCGGGCGCGUUUGCGUUUAGACGUGUGACUUUUGGUGUUAUUCGUACAUAAUUGAACGGACAGGAACCGGACUUAAUCCACCGGGCCCAGGCAGCUGAGAUGAACCCGGUGAAUGCGACCUCUCUCUACGUGUCCGCGAGUCGUUCGGUGCUGCAGUGCGACCCCCGAGACCCCCGGGCCCUGGCGGAGCUCUGCAAGCUGCUGCCGUUUUUCCGCCAGUCCCUGUCCUGCCUGGUCUGCGGUAACCUGCUGCAGGACCCCAUCGCUCCCACCAACUCGUCAUGUCAGCAUUACGUCUGUCGAGGCUGUAAGGGUCAGAGGAUGCAGCUGAAGCCGUCCUGCAGUUGGUGCAAGGACUACUCCUGCUUCGAGGAGAACAGGCAGCUCUCUCUGCUCGUCCACUGCUACAGGAAGCUCUGCCUCUACAUCACGCAGUCGCCGCUUGCCCCGCACAUAGCCAGCGCUGCCAGCGACUCGCCGGACCUCCAGGCAAUCCUCAACGAGGGCCUGACGCUGGCCGAGAGCGAGCCGGACACGGAGGACGUUUCGGACUCAUUGUCGCAGACGGCGUCCACGUCGGGGGCGGCGAAGCCUGACGAAGCUCCGCCCACGAAGGAGCUGAAGGGCGAGGAGCCGAGUCCCGUGGGCGUCAACGGAAUGCACGACUGCAACGGCCUGGUCGGCUCGGACGCGCUGCAGCCCAUCACCAUAGAAACAGGCGGCGGCGUCGCCAAGCAGGAGAGCUUCUCGGAGGAGAUCCCGGUGUGCGUGAGUGUCACGGGCACCGGGGAGGCGGGGCUUUGUGACAUCAGCACUUUCGGGGAGGAGCUGAAACACAGUGGGGGGCCUCUGCUACUGAGCGUGGAGGAGGUGCUCAGGACUCUAGAGACGGACACGGACCCCGACCCACCGCCUGAGCCUGCCCCCCACCCAGACCGCCACCCCUCCGUACCUCAGUCCGGCCUCAACGGGCCCCACUGCCCCUCUGGACCCGACUCCUCCCGCCUCAUCCCCUCCCUCCCCCGGGAGAACAGCCCUCGUCCCCUCCUGCCUCACCCGCAGCCCUCCAUGCAGCCUCCCCCUCAGCCCUCCACCGUCGUCCCCCGUGUCCCCCUCCGCUGCCACCGCAAACGCUCCCGCUCAGAAAGUGACAGCGAGAAGGUGCAGCCCCUCCCCAUUUCCAGCCUCCUCCGGGGGCCCCCCAUCGGUGCCAACAGCUCCCCCCACCACCCCAACCCCGGUGCCACCACCAAGCAGGAGCCUAAGUUCCCUGCGGCCACGCCUCACCCCCACCUGGCCCCGGUGCCCAAUGGCGGCCCCCCCAAAGUGGGCAAGACUGUACUCGUCUCCAACAAGGCGCUUAAAAAGACUGUGGAGCACCACGGGGCCACCAAGAAGGCCUACACCAAGGCUAGGCAAGGGGCCCCCAAACCCCGGGCUCAACCACGAGACCGAGUCCCCCCACACCCCCACGCUCACCCCCUGACUCACCCACCCAGCCCCUCAAAGCCACUGUACAAGAAGCCUGUGGAGAAGAAGGGCUGCAAGUGUGGCCGGGCGACACAGAACCCCUCGGUGUUGACCUGUAGGGGGCAGCGCUGCCCCUGUUACUCCAACCGCAAGGCUUGUCUGGACUGCAUCUGCCGUGGCUGCCAGAACUCCUACAUGGCCAACGGGGAGAAGAAGCUGGAGGCGUUCGCCGUGCCGGAGAAGGCCCUGGAGCAGACCCGGCUCACGCUGGGCAUCAACCUCACCAGUAUCACCGCGGCGGCGCUCCGCAGCCCGGCGACCAGCUCCCCCGGCAACGCCCUCCUCAACGUCACCACGGCGACGGGGGCGCCAGUCACGGCCACCUUCCUGUCGGGGGCGGGGCACGACAACCGGGGCUUCGACGACUCGCUGGAGAUGCGGUUCGACUGCUGAGGCGCCGACCACCUCUCUAGCAGGUCGUCGCGCACAUUCCCCGCCCACCGGGUCGAGCCAGAACAAGGCAGCUACAGUGACAGGCGGCAGCGAGGGUCACCAGCGAUGGUCACCAGCCGAAGCCGAGGAGUCGCCCUCCGUCCAACGCCCGAAACUGCACCAGUGCUUGUGGUCUUGCAUACAGAGGAGAAGAAGGAGGAGGAGGUGGAGGAGAUGUAGCGUUACUGUAUGUGCAGAGAUUUCAUUUCAGCGGGGGGAGAGAGUUUUGGGUGUAGAGCAUGUUGUGUAGCUGAAGUCGGGAGUGUGUGUGAGUGUGUAUGAAUGAGGGCAAGGAUCCGGUUUGGAGAUUAUUAGCAAGAAUGGAGACAUCAUCAUCAUAAACAGACUGGUGUAAUUUAUAUAAAAGAAAAAACUUUUUGUACAUGGACUUAUCAGUUUCCAUUUAAGAAGACGUUUUAUGAUAUAUUUUAUAAGUUACAUUAAAAACCGAUGGAAGCCGGUGCGAGGGGGCGAGUCUGCAUUCAACCAGAAUAUUUUCACACUGGUAAAAAGACAGACAUGGCAUUUUUUUUGUAAACUCCGGGAAAUAAAUCAUAUAAACUGUAAAAAAUAAAUAAAUAAUAAUAAUAAUAAAAUAUCUGAUACCAGGAUGUGAAUUUAACACCACCAGCUGAGUUUUGAUGAUGAAUGUUUUUACUCUGUGAGCCACUUUCAAAACACCAAAUAUCAAAUAGUUGAAAAAACUAACAAAAAAAACUUCUUCCCCUGGUUUGCUGUUCCACACAUCCAGGUCGCUCUGUUAAUCGUUUGCGUGUUCUCGUAUUAAAGCACUUUUUUCCCGCUAAUCGGUUCUUACUUGUGUUAAAAGCUCUGGUUGACUGCAGGCCCUGCGCUGUUUUUCACGUGGUUUUUUUUUUUUUUUUUUGGUUUCUGGAAGCUACACACAUGCUGCUAAAUACUACAAAGGACUCAAAGAAGGAGAGCCCACCUGUUUUCCUCGUCUUUUGUUUUUAAUAAUUUUGCGUUAACAAACAUUUGCAGUAUUUAUUGGACGUCUCCUAACAUAGGUUACAUGUUGGGCCGCGGUUUUUUCGCCCGUGUUCUGCCCGUCGAGUCUGUCGAUCCGGUCUGGACUGUUUCUGUCUCGGUUAAGUUGCCGUCUUCUUCUUAGUGUUAGUUUCUGGUGUCUCCAAACAGUUGUUUGUUUGUUUUUUUUGUUCUCCCUCUGGGCAUUUAAAUACCUGUAAUAUAACUGUAACAUAUUUCCACAAAAAAGAAAGAAAAUCAAAAACUUACAAA